GGAAUACUUGAGCCAAAAAAUUAUUUAAAUCAAUUUUGAAAACUAAACAAAACACGUACUCAUACAAAAAGACAGAGAGUUUAACUCUCGUCGAAUAGAGAGAGAGAGAGAGAGAGCGAGAGAGCAAAAAAAAGCGAAAUUGGAAAAUUUCAAAUUCAGUUUUAAUCCAUUGUGUGCAAAAUAUCCAAACUAAACCAGAAAAAUUAAAACCAAAUGAAAUCAGUAUAAAAAGAAAAUAAAAAACGAUAAACACAAAGUGUUACAGAUGUCAUUGAACUCGUUGCAAAUCGCAUUUGUACAGUGUACGCCAGCCAUAUAAGAAAUAAUUUGUCAAAAAGCAGGAGCAGACGUAGAACGAAAAAAAUGAAAAGCAUUGCAAAAACUACAAGCCAAUAGGAAGAGAGCGCUAGAGUGAGAACGGACAGAGGAAGAAUAGAAGAAGAAGAAGAGAAAAAAAAGAAAAAAGAAAGACAAAAUGAAAAUUGAAAUUAUAAAAAUAAUGAUAAACAACAACCGCAAAGACCAACAAGAUAUUCGAUACGAAGACAGACUUUAAAGGUUGAACAAUUUCAAAUCUGGAUCAAAUACAAAUACACACCUUUUUAUGCAGCACGAGAAAGCGAUACAGAGAGAGGGAGUGAAAGAGAAAACGACGAGCAAGCAGGAAAGAAAGACUGUGAAUAAAAAAAAGAAGAAUCGAAAAUAAAAUAAAAAUAGAAUGAAAAUUUAUGUAUAGUAUGGUUCUCGAUAGAGUUUGCACGAUACAGUGAUUGUGUUUAUUGGACAAGUGUCCUGUACCAAAUGAGUGUAUAUGCGACUUAGACGCGCAACGAAUACGCAUUCACUCAAUACUUGUGAAACGGCACGCUAAUCUAUAUACACACAAUUUUCGACGACGACAACGACAACGACGACGACGACGACGACGACGACGACCGUGGAAUCAGCACGAAUAAAAAGCUCUCUGCAUACAAAAAAAGACCAACCGAAGCGAACGUUGGAAAUCAGUGAAACAAAAGCGAAACAAAGUGAAUCCAUUGCUGUUACUGAAGAUUUGUUUGGUGCUUGUUGCUAAUUUGAUACGAAGUAUUUUUUUUUUUAAAUCGACCGGUAGAAGAUAAGCAGAGUGCAUCGAAAUUGUAAAAUUGGAAUACACACGCAAUACCGUUACGCAAUAAAAUAAAAAUUAUAAAUAUAUUUUGGGGUAUAAAUUCAAUUCGCAUAUAGAAACAUCGAAGCGAACGAACGAGUGAGUGAGUGAGUAACCGAGAGAUAGAGAGAGAGAAAGAGAGAUAUAGAAAGUGUGUGGUGGUGCAUCCAAACGGUGAGUCUCGACUGGGCGAGAGCGAUCGGAUACAUACAUAAAUCAACGGUGCCAUCAUUUCUCACGACACGACACGGUCAAAAUCGGUUGUUCUCUCUCUCCUUCAACCAUCCAACUCCCGGCGUACUUCUCAGAUACAGCGUGUGUGUGUGUUCUCGGUCUCUCGGCUCUACCCCGAAAAUGUUGAACCAGACACAGAGAUUUUGCAGUAAAAAUGUCGACAUUCCGUUGCCACGCCAAUGAUUAAUAUGGUUUACAUAUUAAUAUACAAAUUCGUAUUAACCGGUACGAUGAGCCAGUUUCUUAUGAAAUUGGGAUGACAACGCAUAUACAUUGCUAAGCUAUUUUGUCCAUUAUACAGGCAUACAAACUGAACAUACCAUACCAUAUUACUACAUUAUACUGUGAAAAAUCGUAGCAUAGUUGCAAAGGCAGUGAGAGGUACGCGCGCGACACACACACACACACACACACAUACACACCAACUCAUACCGUUUGAGAGACAGACAGAGUGAGUGUGAGAGAGCCAGAUACACCACCACAUCACAAUACAACAACAACAGCAAUAAGCAGAAAGGAAAAGAAAGAAAGAGGACACACCGCAACAGCAAAUGCAAAAACAAAGAAGAAAAUUCCAAACGAAUAUUCAAUUUGCGCAUUACACGAAUAUUGCCGUACACACGUAGCGAAGAAUCAAUUGCUGCCAAACGUUUCAUACAUCGUUUGUAUUUUUCACCGACUAAUGGAAUCAAAUUGCAGGAGGCUGAACAACCAGAAUACCGAACAGUGUGUUUAAACACUGACGACAAAGAAGGAGCGAGCAACAACAAAAAUAAAGAUAAAUAUAUGUGUAUAUAUAUUUGUUAUUGAAAUAUAUAUAUACAUAUAACAAAAGUAGUAAUAAAAAGUAGAAGAAGAAGAAGAAGAAACAGAGAAUAAUACAACAGAAAAGGAAGAAAAAACGAAUACUCGAAGAAAAGGAAAUACACGCGAUCACAUGUAAACGAUAGCGCAUUACAUUCUAAAGAAUACAUCAUCUCGGAACGUACCACAUUCAUUCUAAGCCAACGUUUUCGAAAUAAAAAAAUACACACACAACCGUGCGGAAAUAACGGAAAUAUCGGAAAUAAAAAUCAACAAACAACAAGUAUAAGCAAAAUAAUAAUAAUAUAAAAAGUAACGAGAACGACGAGUACGGAGAGAAAAAGCAUAGAAGACGAAGACAAAGAAGGAGAAGAAGACGAAUCGUGGAAAGGGGGCCGCGUAAAAGGAUUCGAUACAUUCAUCCCUAAACGUAUCCACGAUAUUCACGAACAUUACAUUCACAUGCGAAUCGAGUUUCGACCGAAACAACAGCAACAACAUAACACUGUUGUACAUUAGUGAAUUGUAGCUGUAUACUGGAACAAAGCCAACGCCAACAACAAAAACAACAACAACAACAACCAAAUCCACGCUGAACAAACAUUAACUGAAAAUUACUCAAAUAGCAAAUUAUUUAUCUAAUUCGAAAACGAAAUUAAACUUAGGAGCGUAUAAAACAAUUACAUUUAAAAUAAAACCAAACAAAACAAAAAUAACUAAAUUAAUACUUAAACCAAAACCACCAAACUAAAUUUAACAAAGAGGACACACGAAAAUCGAAAUAUAAACUAAAACUUCAAAAAGGAAAGGAAAACAUUAACAAGUAAAUAAUGAUGCAAACAAUGGAUCUCCUGCCGAAAGGGACACAUCUAUUCAUACUAUGGCUUUCAAUCAAUAUUGCCGUAUUCCUACCAUCGCUCACUUCAAAAAGACAGACUUUCGUAGAUGCAGCUACGGCCGGUGGCAGCAUGUUGGGCGACGUCAACAUAUCGGAAAUCUUGGAUUCAUUUAGUGUUAGUUACGAUAAGAGAGUAAGACCAAAUUACGGAGGACCCCCAGUUGAAGUUGGCGUAACGAUGUACGUGCUGUCGAUCAGUUCGCUGUCUGAAGUGAAAAUGGAUUUUACGCUAGAUUUUUAUUUUCGCCAGUUCUGGACCGACCCACGGCUGGCAUAUCAAAAGCGGCCCGGUGUCGAAACGCUAUCAGUUGGAUCCGAUUUUAUCAAAAAUAUCUGGGUACCUGAUACAUUUUUCGUGAACGAGAAACAAUCAUACUUCCACUUUGCGACGACAAGUAAUGAAUUUAUACGUGUUCAUCAUUCAGGUUCCAUAACAAGAAGUAUACGGUUAACAAUUACGGCAUCGUGUCCAAUGAAUCUAGAAUAUUUUCCAAUGGAUCGACAGCUAUGCCAAAUUGAAAUUGAAAGCUUCGGAUACACGAUGCGAGACAUUCGAUACAAAUGGAACGAAGGGCCGAAUUCAGUUGGUGUUUCGUCAGAAGUGUCGUUGCCACAGUUUAAGGUUUUAGGACAUCGCCAACGAGCUAUGGAAAUCAGUCUUACAACAGGAAACUACUCACGAUUAGCAUGUGAAAUCCAGUUCGUGCGUUCUAUGGGAUACUAUCUAAUUCAAAUUUAUAUCCCAUCUGGAUUGAUUGUAAUUAUAUCGUGGGUAUCCUUCUGGUUAAAUAGAAAUGCAACACCAGCUCGUGUUGCCCUUGGCGUCACCACUGUGUUGACUAUGACCACACUUAUGUCAUCGACUAAUGCAGCAUUACCAAAAAUCUCGUACGUUAAAUCAAUUGACGUUUAUCUGGGCACAUGUUUCGUCAUGGUUUUUGCCAGUCUAUUGGAAUACGCCACGGUCGGUUACAUGGCGAAGCGAAUACAGAUGCGUAAGCAACGUUUCAUGGCAAUACAGAAGAUUGCCCAGGAGAAGAAACUGCAGGUGGAUGGUGGCCAACAGCCAUCGGCGAUGAUGAGUGCCGGACCGGAUCACAGCCACAGCCAUAGUAGUCAUGGACACAGUCACAGUCAUCAGCACGGACCGAAACAAUCGGUGCAACAAACACUGCCAGGCAAUCGACCAUCGGGUUUCGCCAAUUUGCAGCAGAAUGUUGGCUCGCGCGGCUGUUCGUUAGUUGGCCCACUGUUUCAAGAAGUUCGAUUUAAGGUACAUGAUCCAAAAGCUCAUUCGAAGGGCGGCACACUAGAAAAUACAAUUAAUGGGGGUCGUGGGCGCUCAAACGCCGACAGCGGUCCUGAUGAAGAAUCGGGUGGUGAUAUGCGGCCACCGCCACCGCCACAUUUAAUUCAUCCGGGCAAAGAUAUAAAUAAAUUAUUGGGUAUCACACCAUCCGAUAUCGAUAAAUAUUCGCGAAUAGUAUUUCCCGUUUGUUUUGUAUGCUUCAAUCUAAUGUACUGGAUUAUCUACCUGCAUGUGAGUGAUGUGGUGGCCGAUGAUUUGGUUCUGUUGAAGGAGGAUAAGUAAGCUGAUGUGUGACAAGGACCACCAGCAUCAACACGUCGCCGAUGCCGAUGCCGAAACAGAGACACAGAACAACCCAAUGCCGUUGAAGCGACAAACAAACACGAAAAAAAACCAAAAAAAAAAUAAACGCUUAAAAAUAUAUAUAAAUAAAUGAUAAAAAAAAUAUGCGGUACCGUUGUUACCCGAGUUUUGCAAUUAUCAUCGAUAGCUAGUUUAGCGCCAUUGCAAAAUGUAUUUCGAAUCCACCAUUGAGAGAGACAAUGACAGAGCCAGCCACACAGCAACAGCAAUAAAUUUCAACACGUAUUUGUAUAGCAACCCAAAAACAAAAAUAAAGAGUGAAGAACUAAAACCGAAAAAAAAAAUUAAACGAAAAGGAGAACCAGCCCGCAGUGAAUGAAUAAUCAGCUGAUAAUUAAUCUAAACAUAUUCACUUGAACACAUUCAAAACAAACAGACAAACAAAACGAGCGUUCAUUCGUAUUAACUAUAAUAAGGGAGAGGAAAAAAUAAUGAAAAAAAUUCAAUGCAAGAAAGAAAGAAAUAAAAUGAGAAAAUCUAUCAGUUAAAACUAAAUUAAAGAAAAAUAUAAAUAAAGACAAACACCUUCUCCACGUGUUUCGAUGCAUGCAAUAGUAAAAUAAAUAUAUUAGAUGAAUUAUCUUAUAACCAGCAAAAGAGAGCAACAAUAUUAAGAACAUUCGUAUAUCAUAUUCGUGUGCAGGUGUGCACACCGAACAAAAAACUGUUCCGUUUUCAUUCUUUCUCCAGGUGUUGGGCAGAAUUUGUUUUCGAUUGGUUUCUUUUGCGCCCCUUCAAAUCAAACAAAAGUGGACAUCGAUUUCGUUUCCAUCAAAAUAUUUUCGGCCGUUCGAAUGAAUGAAUCAGGCACAAGGACUAUAUAUGUCGGGUUUCAAUUCAACCGAUUUCGGUGCUCGUUCUCACUCGUCCGGUUCGGCCAAAAUGUUAGAUUUCAAUUCAAUCACGGCAAAUUGUUUGCCGCAAUUUUUUAUACCUGUUUUUCCCCUCCUGUGAAACAACACUUUUUCUCGCGCGCGCGCGCGUGUCAAUCACACUCUGUUUUCUAUUUCUAUCAUUUUUCCAUAGCAAUGCAAAUUGCCGCACAGCAAAUCGGCUAAGUGCACCUAAGUGAAUACGGCACACGUGCCGUAGCAAAUGCCCAUCGGCAUACACACAUUUAUACAUGCAUAUUUCGUUCUAUGUGUGCGAAUUAGAGAUAGAGAGAAAGGGAACAAAACUGAAAUCUCUCACAGAGAUAGGAUGAUGAUAAUGAAGCGAAAUCAUGUACAACUUUUUGCUAUGGGUGUGUGUGUACUAAAUAUGUAAUACAUUUAUAUUAAGUGUUAUUGUGCUUCAAGCCUAUUUAAAAAAAAAAGAAAAAAAACCAACCCAAACCAAACCAAAAAAAUGUAUCUUAUAAGUGAAAUUGCGAUAUUCGUUUCAUUUAAAAACGAACCACAGAUUAAAACAAAAAUCAAUUAAGACAGAAGAAGAAGAAUGACAUUUACGUAAUUUAAACGAUGUUCAUUUAGAACCAAACAAAAAAAAAUAAGUAAAUACCAGAUGAGAUACACGAAAAGAAAAUUCCAGCUUCCAAUGUGUUUGCCAAAUUUUCCCUAAUCGAACGAAUAUGACGACGAUGACGACGACGACGACGAUGACAAAGACAACAUCCAGAAAUCUUGAAACACAAAAACAAAGUACAUAGCCAUAAAUUAAUUUCUUCGUCUUUGAUUAAUUUUAGUGCAAUUUAUCGAGAUAAACAAAGUAGAGUCUAACUCGUUUCGAUUAUGAUUUAGAGAUUGUAGCAUAAUCAUACUUUCAUUUCACACAUAGUCGUCACGAGAAGACGUCUCACACUUCCCACUUCAUCUUCUUCGACCGCACACACUAAAACACACAUAUUCAUCCAUAUUUCGGUUGUGCAUUCAUUUCCGUUUCAUCCCGUUGUGGUUUUCAUAUUGUUUUUUUUUUCCUUACGUUAAGUGUGUUUGUCUAGAAAAUCGUUGUCACUCGAAAUCUACACGAUAAUCAACAACUCAAAUUUACUCUCACACCAUAUCGUUCAUAAAUUUUAUACACAACAAUUCACUGUCACCAUUUCACUUUCUCUCUCCCUAUGCUUCCUCAUCAAGUUGAACAAGUUUUACGCACACACAUACAUACUCACAUUUGUAGAGACAUUUGCAAAAUGCACCGCAUUUCCGAAAUAAUUCAGAUUUUUUUCAUAGGCGAAAGCAAACCAAGCAAAUUCGUAAUAUGAAAAUUCAAACUACACACACGUAGACUUUUAAAAUGGCAUUCACAAGCAUAAACCAAUUCAACUAAAUUCAAUCGCAAUGAAUACAUAAGUUGUUAACCAAACUAUUUUGCGAAAGUUUUCCAUUUUACGAGAGUUAGAGAUGUAAAAAAACACACACCCACACACUCACAUAUGAAGUCAAAAAUGGCAGAAAAGUACGCACUCUCACACGUAUCUAGAGCACCAUAUAGAGAAUCACCAUGCAUCAUUUGUUCGAUAGCACUAAUUUUCUUGUUGUUCACCGAAAUCAACACCACCACCACCUCCACAACAAAAUUCAAAUGAGAAUUUUGAUCGAGAAAAAUAAACACCCAAAUGCUUUUAUUAAUAAAUUUAACGAUAAAUGAAGAUGAACUGAUGCAUGACACACAAUAAUAAUUCUUCGCCAAUUUUGAUGAUCAUCGUUCAUUCCAUUUCAUUUCGAUAAUCAACAAGAGCAACAACAGCAAAAAGAAAACAAAACGAAUGCUUCAAAAAUGGCGAUAAAUCUGUACAUAAUUUAUUUAUUCGAAAAAUUUACCUAUCUCUAUCACAACAAGAACAACAACAAAAUCGGUUCUUUAUUAGAGGCUGCAUGCCGUACGCACACACACACACACACCCACACCCACGCUAUACUUAAAGACGCUACACAAAUGGAGAAAGAAGAAAAAAGAAUUGUUUUUUAUCGGUUGCGCGACUCCCCAUGACGACUGAUCUUCGCCCAUCGACAUCCACACACGCACAUCUAUUUACGAACGAAACGAAAUGAAAAAAUGUUGCAAACGCAGGAUUAAAUCCCAAAAGUGGUCGCUCAAGCAUCGUGCGAUGUCGAUGUAGUGAAGUUCUCCAUUUAAGGCAAAUAGAACAGAACAAAAAUGGACAUCCGUUGGCAAACCGAUUCAAAAUUGCUUUCAAAUUAGACAGCAAACGGAAGAGAAAAAAAAAAAACAAACGGAAGAAUUUCAAAUGGAAUAUCAGACUGAUUGAGUAGGAAAAAUGCCAUGCGAACAAAAAAAAAAAUGCACAUGGAAAAUUCUAAAGAAAAUUGUUUGAAAGCAGAAAUGCAUCGAAAUACACAGACACGCGCGCUGCACAAAUAAUACUCGAUGCAGUGGAAUGUGCAAUUAAAUCGAAUUCAUACGACCGACCUCCUCUCUCCCCAUUACAUGUGUAUAGAAAAAUAUGGAAAACUACAUAAAUUGCACAUAUUUUUAUUUGUACACGAAAGAUUAUUUCAUUUCUAAAGCAAAAAAAACAACAACAACAAUUCAUCCCCGGUUGAGCAUACAUAUAGCGAUGAAGAAGACAAACCAUAAACAAAUCAUUUAAUUAAAAUGAACGAUAGAAAAAUGUGUGAAAAAUUUAGACGUAUAACAAAGAAGAAGAAGAAAAAAAACGCUAAAACAAAGAGGAAAAUGAAAGUAAUUCACUGAACAGCCGACUUCGGAUUAUCGAAUUUUUGAUAUUUUUAUAUUAGAAAUACAAAACAAGACAUACCACGUUGGUAAAAAAAAAUAAUAUUGCAGAUAUUAGAUAUGAAAACUGUCCCGUUCUCGGUUGAUCAUAUGAUUUCGGUUCGUUUUUGUUUUUUGUUUUUUUUUUUUGUGAUGUUCAGUAUAUUUAAACAAAUAAAAAAAACUGAUAAUGUCUUGUUCCAAAACUCCCAUCAUUCCUACUUAGUGAAUAAAAAUUAUUGAAAAUUACACGAGAAAUAAAAAUAAAUACACACAAAUCACACACACACUUUAAACACUCUACAACCAAAAAAAUUAUAUUUAAUAUUAAACAAUUUUUUUUUUUGCAUAAUUAUCGAUUAUGUAAGCCACUGACGAGUAGAAAGAAACUAAAAAAAAUCAUCACCAUUAUCGGCAUAAUGAAAAAAUAAAACAUAAAAUGUGACAAAAAAUGAAUAGCAUGAUGCUAAGUAGUAAAUUAAGUAAAAACUGAAGACAUUGAAAAAAGAAAACAAUUUAAGAAUAAAAUGAAGAAAAGAGAAAUGAAAAUAAAACCAACGCGCCGAUUAAAAUGAUAGGAAACCUGUUUGUGUGAGAGUAUUGAGUCGCUUUUUUCUGGAAUCAUCCACGCGAUGUACAAAUAUUGAUUAGAAAAGGGCGAACGAAAUGAAUUCCAUUGGGAUGCGGAUAUAAUGAAGUGAAUGCAAAAUGAAAGAAGAGGAAAAAAGUGUACGCAAACUCUCUCACACAGACAUAAAACACACAUUUAAAAGGUAAAGCAAAAACACUAGGCAUCCACGUUCCUUUGUUAUAUAAAAAGGACGAAAUGCCUACAAUUGAAUUCUAAAUAUUUUAGAAAAUAAAUUUACUUAUAAUAUUUAACAUAGGAUUAUAAAUAUAUACACUUAUACAUGCAACCAGCAACAGUGAAGUAAUGAAAGACAAACAGAUCGACCGGACCGACCGGAUCGACCAGCCGACAGACAGAAACACGAUGCAAUGAUAAAAAUGAAAUUAUGAUCUGGAAUAAAAGAACAAACAAAAAGAAAACCACAUUAUUUGACGUGGGAUGGAGUUGAUAAUGAAAAAAUGACAAACAUACAGCAACAAAAAUAAAAUUAAUAAAAAAAAUUAGUUUUGCGAAAUUAUAAAACAACAAAAAAAACCACACACACACACACACAUAGUUUAUACACGAACGAAUAAUAAACCAAAAAAAUGACAGCUAGACAUUACACACACAUAUGUUAUUGAACAAUAAUUAUAAUAAUUACUAUCGAGUUGUCCAGAACAUGAUCGUGUGUAAAAAAUUGAAGAAAAAACACAAAAAAUGCUAAGGUUACAACAAUUCUCUCCGCCUGCAACACCGAAAAAGAUGAAAAUCCAUGUGAGUGAAAGUGCUAAAACCUCAGAACAAAAACAAAAACUCACACACACAUUUACCAUUGAAAUCGAAUAAAAUUUCAUUUUCCAUCGAAAAAAAAAAACGCUUUAAGUGCAACCAGCCACAAAAUUCAAAUCGAUCGACAUUUAACGAACAAUUCGGCACUCACUCAUCAGAAGAGAGAAAAAAAAACGAAAUUACAACACAAACACAAUACACGGACUAGUUGUCUCAUCUUUUUCUCACCUCUCUCACUGUCGAAACCCACAAACCAAAAAAAAAACUAGAUGCGCUCACUAUUUUGUAAUUGACUACUUUUGUCAGCCACCCAAUCAACCAUUUUCCAAUUAAUUCAUUUUGAUCCCAAUUCUCUUGUUCCAUUGCUCACGCUGAACCACCACAUGGACAGAAUAAAGCACGAAAGCAAAAUAUACACAUCCGUCUAACAAACCAAUAACAACAACAAAUUUGCUUUACCACAAUCGUUUCAGCUGUCAUAUGACCAAUUCUUUCUUCUCUGUUCCCUUCUUUUCGUUUGUUUGUUAAUUUUGUACAAUAUCCGAUCAAAAUGCAAUGAGCAUCGAUGCACACAAACCAAUUUGAACGAAAUAAAAGGAAAAAAAGCGAAGUUCUCACUUUGAAAACGCUCAAUUAAACCAAAUUUAAUUUAUUCGUUUCGGUUCAAGUCCUCUUCUGAAUUGCAUGCAAAAAUUUUAAUCCAACAAACCAUCCUUCCCCAAAACAUACAUACACACUUAAACGAAGUGAAAGAACUGUUUUGCACCGUUUUGUGUUACCAUUUUGUGAAAGCUCGUCAUCACUACGGAUGAUAUCGUUAAAAUUCUCUCGAACUCAUGAACUCUUCAUUUCGUUUUUCUAUCUCAAAAAGAAACCGAGAGAAAAAUUUAUCGUUGCCAAUAUCUAAUUUGAUGAUCACAUCAUCAAUUUCACACCAUCGAUAUAUUUAAUGUUCGCCGACUAACAUACAACCAAUUUUAAAAAAACAACAACCACAACAAACACAUUCUAUUUAUAUCAAUUCAGACGUAGAAAAGCCAAUUUUUAAUCCACGCACAUACCACACUAGCACACAUAACGGAAUUUUCAUUGCAAUCAUACCCGAAACAUGUAGCCAACUAAUUAACAAACAAAAAAACAAGCAACAUACCGAACAAUUUGCACUUGAAGCAAACAAAAAAUCUAAUAAUAACAAACAAAAACAACGUUACAAACAUUAUUAGCAAACGUUAAGGAUCACACAUCAAGGACAAAUUUCUAUGCAAUAUAUUGCCUUAAAUGCUCAAUUACUACAUCAAAGAAGAGGAAAGUACAUGAAGAAAGGACGUUACAUUAAAUAAAACACAAUACAUGCCGGCUGAAUGAGCACGAACGAUCAUUUGAAUGGAAAUAACAUACAAACAAAGGUCACAAAUGCGACAUGAAAUCAAAGGAAGAUAAAGAAUACGACUUACUAUCCGAAAAACGACGCAGCAGCAACGCAUUCGGUUUAAUACGCAAGAUAUUUUCUCAAUUUUGUAAUUUUUCACAUAAUAUCAAAUCGAUCGACACACCGCGCACCUCUCAUUCAAAAGAAUAAUUGAGAUGUACUACACGCGGGAGAGCUUUAACUAGUGAGCCAAAUGUCUGGCAAUACACACACAACUUUGAAGGGAAGAAGAAAAACCCGAAACCAAAAGCAAAAUGUCAAAAAAAAUAAACAAUGUUCCAUAUAAUUUACUCAAAUUUUCAACGAGAGAGCUACUUAUUGACUCUGCAAUUUUAGAAUCGACAACGAUUCAAAUGCUUCAUUUGCUUAAUUUGGUCAUCCGAACACUACGAGCAAAUACUCCAAUGAAAAAUCCAAAACGCAUCGCUUAGAGUAAUUGUCAAUUUUUUCUUUCCUUCCAAACUAAUUUAAAGCGAUGAAGAAGAGGAAAAAUUGGCAUCUUUCUAUUGCCAUAUUUGGAAAUGAAGCGUGGGGAGCAUUUUAGACUUGGAACAAUUCGAUUUAAUUUCAUUUGUGGCAUCUGUAUUUUUUUCUUUCGAAGACACUGAAUAAUCCAAAAAUGCACACGCAUUUCCUUGUCCGCACACACAAUACACAAUACACAUAUUUCAAUGAGUGCACUUUCUUUAACCUGUACAUUUGAUGGACAUUUCCAAAUGAAAUCAACGCUAUCUUGAUUUAAAUCUUUUAAACACUGGGAAUCUCGUCGAAUCUAAUCGAUCGUUUGACAUUCGAUUAAAUUACAAAGUUGGUUUCAAGUGCAUGCAAAAAAUGAAUGAAGUCAGUUAGUCCACCGCACUCAACGAGAGAUGUGAUUUCUUUCAAUGUGAUGUGCUUCGAUUCAUUUUUAUACAGACAAUCAAAAUAUUCCGUUAAUUUUUCUUUAAUGUUCAUGAUUUGCUCAUAAAACUCACAAUGCCGUUGAUUUUCUCGUAGCCUAAUGUCACUAUGAUAAUGAAUACAGAAAUGUUUGCAAUAAAUUUAGGCUCCAAAACUAUGAAUAAUGAUGUGAUGUGCGCUGAUCGGUAAAAUGCUCAAGCUGAUUGUAGUGUGACUGACUGCCACUUGCUAUUUUGUUUCAAAAAUUCUUGUGAUUUUGCACGAAUUCUCUUUCCGUUUCAUUCAAACCCACACACACACACACACACACACACAUUUUUAUCCAUGAGUCGUUUUGUUUCAUUUCCAUUUGAAUUCACUGUGGCGUUCAACUGUUUAAGAAUAAAAUUCAAACAGCCAUAACAUUAUUUCGACAUUUUCAUUCGUAGAAAAAAAAGAAGUUUGAAAAAAAGGUCAAACGAUUAAAUAUCAUUUAGUCUCUAGUCCAUGAAUCAUGGACCAUGAUGAAUUUACGAUUACAUUUUUUUAUAUUAUUUGCAUUUUCUAUGAAAUGCGAACACACACAUAGAUAUUCGAUAUCUAUCACCAAUCAAUCAACACGGUGGAAAUGUUUGAAUGGAACGUCACCAUUUUCAUUUGUCAACUCUUUCACACCCACAUCGUUUCAUUUUCCUUAAUUUUUUUUAACCGAUUUUAUAGCCUGAAUUGAAAAUAGGAAAAAAGGGUGAUCAACUAUGUUUGAGCUGACAAAUUGGAAUAAACAAAGCAAAAAUCAUAGGCAAAUCAAUUGUUGUUUUGUUUUUCGGUUCAUUUCCAAUAAAAAUGUUCGAACAGAUUUGAAUGUCGGGUUUUUUUUUUCGUUUAAGAUUUGAAAUAAGACGAUGAAAAUGAAUCAGGAACUCUGCAGAAUCAAUAAAAAUAAAACAACACGUGUUACCAAUUUCAACCAAUACCAGACUAUAAAUAUCAAAAAAUAACAAUUCAUGUUUUAUCUUGCACCUUUUUAUUAGACGAUGCGCAUUACUCGAAGUCCAUUACGAGUUGGUUUUUUUUGUCUUUCGUUCGUAAAAUGUAUAUAAUAUAUGUAGAAAAGAAAUUAUUCGAUAUUCAGUGCUAAAUCAGAUUCAUAUGCAUAUUGCACAUCCUAACGUAUAUAAUUCAAUCGCGUCUCCCAUGAAUGAUAAACCAAAAAAAAAUUAUUUAAGUGUAAUUCGUUUCGGAUAAGUAUAGAGUUUUUUUUCUCAUUUUUUUCUUUUGGUCCCGUGCACUGUCACAACAUCUAGCAACACACAAACACACAUUCCGAACACAUUUAAACGUUGUUCGUUUUUAACUUGACCAUAAUCGACACAAUUUGUACGUUUUCAAUUUGUUAAGCACACCACAAACACACCGAUUUCGUCGAGACGAAUUUUCAUUUUCAUCAAUAUCUCAUUGCGUUUUCCGUCUCAUCAACACAAAACACAACACAAUACAUGUGUCAAUUGAUAUAAUGAACUUAACGGAGAAAAGCAAGGGAAAGACAAGAAAAGAAGAAAUACUUGUUACCAAGAAGACGAAGAUGACGUAAAACUAAAUUAGAAUUGAGCGAGAUACAUUUUUAAAAAUGAUAGACAAUUAAUGCUGUUAUUAUUGCAGCAGCUAAACAUGUCCUGAACACGAACAUAUUGAUUCGAAUCCAUAUAUAUAAAAAACAAAAUAUAUGCAUAAUGUGUAAUCACAAAGUACGGAAAUAUCGUGAAAACUUAUAGUUUCGGGUCGCGUUCACCAUUGAAACUGAAUAGAGUUGAACAAUAAUUACUGACCCAGUCACACACACAGAGAGAGAAACAUCAACAUCAGAACUAUACAUACUCUCUCUUACAUGACCGCGCGAAUGCAUCGUCACAAAGGCGCGCACACUUCGAACGAUCUUUGUGGCUAUCUAUUAUUCUAAAUUAUCGACAAAAAAUGGAGAAUAGCAUAUACAAAAGAAAAUUCCACAAAAAAAAAACAAA
Molecule: messenger RNA, 14164 nt
Organism: Sitodiplosis mosellana (orange wheat blossom midge)
Lineage: Eukaryota; Metazoa; Arthropoda; Insecta; Diptera; Cecidomyiidae
Gene: Rdl
Product: gamma-aminobutyric acid receptor subunit beta
Exons: 12
Coding region: 3019-4677 (552 amino acids)
Biological process (GO): chloride transmembrane transport; nervous system process; signal transduction
Cellular component (GO): membrane; synapse; neuron projection
Molecular function (GO): chloride channel activity; neurotransmitter receptor activity; extracellular ligand-gated monoatomic ion channel activity
Source: RefSeq, a predicted model, not a curated record